GAGUAUUAUUUGUCAUGUAAAACAUUACCCACAGUUUCAUCCUGCCUGCUGUGUGUGUGUGUGGUCUGAGUGUAAAGGGCUCCAGCUAGUUUAAAGCUUCAGAGAGAACUGCACUGUGUUCAUUUCCCUUCAGUUGGUUUGUGGGCUUCUGGACGUUUUUAUGUCUCUUCUCUGGACUUACUGAGAAGAAAAUGAAGGACAUCUUUGGGAUCCUGCUGAUGUUCGCAGGAGCUGCCUCGGGUUUGCUGUUUCAGGAUCCUGUUGUCUGGAGAUUUACUGAGAGUAAUCAGUGUUAUGUAGCUCUGGGACAACGACUGCACCUGCCAAUGCCCCUGGAGGAAAAGUUAGAGCUAAAGAUCAUAGACAAGACAUCUACCCCUCGUUUAAUUAUAAGAUAUAGAAAAAUCCAAAGUAACCCACCAAAACCAAAUCCCCCAAGAUGGCAGUUUGUUAAUGAGAGUAAAACUAUGAUACUAACCAGUGCAGAGAGGAACGACUCUGGAACAUACACUUUAGACACCUUUGAUGCAAACGGGAAUAAAAAAGACAAUUAUACUCUCCAGCUAAACACUGAAGCUGAGGUGUCCUCAGUGAAAUUGUCGUACAGCUGCUUGUCCCCUGGAGUCAUGAAAGUGUACUGUUCUGCUGAUGGAGACAAUCUCCGUUUCAACUGGACUUCUGAUUUAAACACACUCCCUCAACUGGAGAACGGGAACAGCGCUCUCAUACUGAAUAAAGAUCAUCAUGGAAACGUCACCUGCCGUGUAGAAAAUCAUGUCAGCUAUAACAACAAUACCACUGAACUCCACCCAUGUCCUGAGUCCACAACUAGCGCUUCCGCAACGGUGACCAGUCAGACAUCGCCAGCAUCGAGCCUUGGUAUGAAUUCCACAGUAAGCCAGACUAACAGCAGCAAUCUGAUUGUUACCACGAGCGCCACAAGCUCCAGUAAUAGCUCAGUGGUUCUAAAACUCACUCUGAUUAUCCUGAGCUCAGUUUGUGUGCUUCUCAUCAUGAUAUCCAUCUUAGCAUUCUACAUAUACAAGAAGAGACAAGGCCAAAAGAACAAAGAAGCCCCUUCUCAGGAUGACAGGGAGCUUGUGUACGCGCAGGUCACACAUCUACCCACAGACAGGACAGAGACAAGACCCAGGAUGUCCCAAGCUCAAGAUGAUGAUGUGGAGUAUGCUAUGGUGGUCACACGAACGAGCAAGAGGAAGCAGAAGAAGAAAGAAGAUGAGGUGCAGUAUGGCGAGCUGGUAUUUAACACUCCAGAGAAAAACAAGCCCAAAGUGCAAGACGAUUGUGUGUACUCACAGGUCCAGAAUAGUCGGUGAGGGACACAGAUUAUUUUUUUUAUUCAGCAACAAAUUGGAGCUUAAAUAUCUAAAUACUGUCUUUUUAAAAAUGUAACUAGACUUAUCCAUUUGUAUUUUGCAAGAUCAUUCUGGUAGAGGAAGUAGCUACUGGAGAUAUUCCACCCAUACACAC
Messenger RNA from Pangasianodon hypophthalmus (striped catfish), 1491 nucleotides. RefSeq lists its product as uncharacterized. The coding region runs from base 192 to 1337 and encodes 381 amino acids. NCBI's taxonomy places the organism in Eukaryota, Metazoa, Chordata, Actinopteri, Siluriformes, Pangasiidae. The record is from RefSeq and is a predicted model, not a curated record. The transcript has 7 exons.